AUGAGUGUUAUAUCAGUGACAGGGUUUGGCCACCAGAACGUGAGCGUGGACUCAGAUUCCGAAGACGAUGCGAUGGGGGACAUUGAGGCCACAGGUUUCAAGAGCUCCAUAGUCACACCCGGUGAGCGUAUAACCGACGAUCCAACUUGGAUGAGGGGUCACGGGACGUUCUAUUUAUCAAACCAAACAUAUAGUUCUGUGGCGGGCUCAAUCUCCAGAGUGAGUAAACUGUUGAGUGUGAUUCCGUUUCAUGGUCGCUACUCUCCAGAAACGGGUGACCACGUUGUUGGUAGAAUUGUGGAAGUGAGUCAAAAACGCUGGAAAGUGGAUAUUGGUGCUCAGCAUGAUGCUAUAUUAAUGCUGGGAUCUGUGAAUUUACCGGGAGGUGUUUUAAGAAGAAAGUCGGAGAGCGAUGAGUUGCAGAUGAGAAGUUUCUUAAAGGAAGGGGACCUUUUGAAUGCCGAGGUUCAGACUGUUUCUCAGGAUGGUGCUGCAUUUCUUCAUACCAGAUCGCUGAAGUAUGGAAAACUCAGAAACGGGGUGUUUGUGCGGGUUCCCUCGUCGUUAAUUGUCAGGGCCAAGAAUCAUUCUCACGACCUACCAGGAAGCGUGAGUGUCAUAUUGGGUGUCAACGGGUUUGUGUGGAUUUACAGGACCAAGGUUAAUGCGAAUACAAAGACUGAAAACUCGGCUUCGAUAAACAGAGUGUCAGCACAGCUAAGCUCUUCAAGGGAUUACACACCCGGCCAGGGAUCUGAGUCUAUAACGAGACUGGAGGAAGAGUCUUCGUGGAGUAUAUACAGCGACCAGAACGACGAGGACUUCCCCGAAACCAUAAAGUUGAAUAUUACCAGAUAUAGGGGAUGUAUAUUAGCUCUGGCUCAUUGCGAAAUCGGUAUCACGGGAAGCCGUCUGGUGAAUGCUUACCACGCUAGCAUGGUUUAUGACAACAUUGAUGCAUUGGUCUCCAACCAAGUCAAAGAAGCAAUUGGAAGAGACAUUAUCGAAGCAGAGAAGAUGAGAGGAAAAUAA
This is a messenger RNA of Kuraishia capsulata CBS 1993, 1032 nucleotides long. RefSeq lists its product as uncharacterized. Gene Ontology annotation, cellular component: nuclear exosome (RNase complex); cytoplasmic exosome (RNase complex). The record is from RefSeq and is a predicted model, not a curated record. The transcript has a single exon. Gene Ontology annotation, biological process: U4 snRNA 3'-end processing; poly(A)-dependent snoRNA 3'-end processing; TRAMP-dependent tRNA surveillance pathway. Gene Ontology annotation, molecular function: RNA binding. Lineage: Eukaryota; Fungi; Ascomycota; Pichiomycetes; Pichiales; Pichiaceae. Bases 1 to 1032 code for a protein of 343 amino acids.